GGAGGUUUUCUUUUUUGAAACGGCGAUUCUGUGAUUCCGAUCAGUGAAGCAUGGAGAGUGGCAGCGACGACCCUUUGGAUUCGGCGUUUUUGUCCGACGAUGCGUUCAUGGUUGAACACGAGAACAGUGUGAUGAAGAGUGAAGACGACGACGACAGCGACGACAAUAUCAAAAAGGACUUCGACAAUGAAGGGGAAUCUGACGGUGGCGGCGGCGGCGGUGGGAUGGCCGAGAAGCAGGGCCCGUUGCGGGAACAAGACCGAUUCCUGCCGAUUGCCAACAUCACUCGGAUCAUGAAGCGUGCCAUUCCCAAGACGGGCAAGAUUGCCAAGGACGCCAGGGAGUGCGUGCAGGAAAGUGUGAGCGAGUUUGUGAGCUUCAUCACGAGCGAGGCGAGCGAUCGUUGCCAGCAGGAGAAGCGCAAGACCAUCAACGGGGAGGACGUGUUGUUUGCCAUGUCCACCCUGGGGUUUGAUCACUAUGUCGAGCCACUCAAGUAUUACUUGCAGCGUUAUCGAGAGGUCAUGAAAGGUGAAAAACCGUCGGACCAAAUGGAGGAAAUCACGGAAUUUCUUCCACAGCGGAACAGCGAACCUGGGCCAGUGGAAGUGGCGCAACACCAGCAAGUUGUGUUUUAUGACUACACCAUGUGAACGGAAAAAAAGAAAAGCUCGCGUUUUGUAAUUUUCGCCAAAGGUUUUGAUUUUUUUGAGUUGUGGUGCAUUUUGGAGACUUGAUCCAUGCACUUGUUCUUGCGAAUGUGUGUCCUGGAAAAAAAGAAUGUACGUUUGCCCAUGCUCGAAUCUUUGAAGAUGUUUGGUCUUCCAAGAUUUUCCUGAUUUGGUUUUUUUUUUUUGGUCUGGGAGAAGCGGAUUUGAACGAUGAAUUUCAAGAAAUUAUUUUGGUUUUCUUCACGAAA
Molecule: messenger RNA, 919 nt
Organism: Notodromas monacha
Lineage: Eukaryota; Metazoa; Arthropoda; Ostracoda; Podocopida; Cyprididae
Source: the annotation of a GenBank genome assembly